UGUUGCCGUUGUGUGAUUGGUCCUCUGGUCCGAGUUUAAAAAGUAGACCGCGGAUAGCAAAGACGCUACAGGAGCUAACGUUUGCUACUACUUUUCGAUGUUUCCCGGUUUAAUUCAGAGACCGGUGAAUAAAAGAUAUCCAGAAGAUGAUGGAGUCUUGUUUAGCCGGGAAGCCGGAGAGAGUCGGGCCGGUGGAGGUGGACGACUUAAAGAGAGAUCUGCUUGGUGAUUUCUCUGCUCUACAAGCACAGGAUAGUGUUCAGUCACAGUCGGAGAACCUGCAGGUCUACCUGAGGGUUCGACCUUUGACUGCUGCUGAGAGUAACAGUGGAGAGUCACAGGAUUGUGUUAGUAUCGAGGGCCCGGACACAGUGGUCCUGAAGGCUCCCAGGAGCUAUCAAUCAAACAGACAGAGUGAGCGGUCCCUCCCCCAGAUGGCACAGAGGUUCACCUUCACACAGGUGUUUAGUCCAGAGGCCAGUCAGAGGAAGGUGUUCGAGGGUUCAGUCCGAAGUCUGGUCCGCGGCGUUCUGGACGGAGGAAACUGUUUGGUGUUCACCUAUGGAGUCACCAACGCUGGAAAAACCUUCACAUUCCUCGGUCCCGAUCAUGACUCCGGUCUGCUGCCCAGGUCUCUGUCAGUCAUCUUCAACAGCAUUGAGGGUCGUCUGUACAGUCGCAUGGACCUGAAGCCUCAGCGCUGCAGAGACUUCAGCAGGCUGACUCCAGACCAGCAGGCAGCAGAGAGCAGCGGCAAGAAGAACCUGCUGCGGCUGCUCAAAGAGAGCGACAAAACUCUGACAUCCGGAAGAGUAACCUUCCUUGAAGGCUCGUCUCUCAGCACUGACAGCAGUGUCUCUGAAGCUGACAGUUUCUGCCUGGACGUUGAUUCAAACGUCCGUUUCUCUGUCUGGGUGUCCUUCUGUGAAAUAUACAAUGAUAAUAUCCACGACCUGCUGGACCAGGUUCCCAGUGGACACCACAAGAGGACGGUGCUGCGUUUGUCUCAGGAUGUCAAAGGAAACUCCUUCAUCAAAGACCUGCGCUGGGUCCAGGUGAACAGCUCUGAGGAGGCCUACAGAGUGAUGAAGAUUGGAAAGAGGAACCAGAGUUUCUCCUCCACCAGACUGAACCAGCUCUCCAGCAGGAGCCACAGCAUCUUCUCCAUCAGGAUCCUCAGAGUGGAUGAUGUCGGUGUUCCCAGAGUCCUCAGCAUCAGCGAGCUGGUUCUGUGUGACCUGGCCGGCUCUGAGCGAUGUUCUCGGACUCACAACACUGGGGAGAGACUGAAGGAGGCAGGAAAUAUCAACAGUUCUCUGCUGACACUGGGGAAGUGCAUCAACGCUAUGAGACUCAACCAGAAUGCAAAGUUCCAGCACCACAUUCCCUUCAGGGAAUCCAAGCUGACCCACUUCCUGCAGUUCUUCUUCUGUGGUGCUGGUCGUGUCUCCAUGGUGGUCAACAUCAACCAGAACUCAUCCUGCUUUGAAGAGACGCUCAAUGUCCUCAAAUUCUCUGCCCUCGCACAAAAGGUGGUGGUGGUGAACUCGAGGCCGGUGGUCCCGGACAGCUCCCUCCACAGGUCAGCCAUGGAGCUGUCGAUGAUCAUCGACGAGGCCGAACAACGCAGGAAUGUGUUGAGGCGGGGCAGGAAGAGCUCGAUGGUUGCCUGGGAGACGACCCUGGAGGAUGUGUUGGAGGAUGAAGACGGUGAAGAGGAGGAGGAGGUGGAGAGUAUGAUAGAGGGAACGGUGCUGAAGGCAGGAGAUGAGGAAACGACCAUGGAGGAAGAGGAUACGUCGGACAGAGAGGCAGCGCUGCGCCUGGUUCUGGAGGCUCAGAUCAGAGAAGAAGUCAGCACUGAGUUCAUGGAGCUUUUCAGCAAGAUGGAGAAAGACUACAGUGAUCGUCUGGAGAGAGAGAGGGAGAUCCUGGAGGAGCGAGCUGACAAAAGACUAGAGAUCCUGAAGAACCUCUUCAGCAAGACCGUCGACUUCUCGGCUGCCAAGACAAACACCGGCAAGGAGCAGCAGGCGGGCCUGUUGGAGGAAAUCAUCAGUUCAGUGACUGAAGACCUGGAGAAGAUCAGAGAGGAUGCUAAGAGUGUUCACCGCUGUCUGACCGACGACGCGCUCACUGCAGAGCUGGAGGCGCUGCGACUGGAGAAGCAGCAGUCACAUGACCAACUGCAGGAAACCAAGGAGAGUCUGGAGCUACAGCGACAGAAGUUGUCUGAGCUGACACAGAUGUGUCAGCAGAAAGAUGACGUCAUCAGCAAGCUCCAGGCGACCAUGGACAGCACCGUGGACAACGCCACCCAAGAUAAAGCUCUGGUGGAGUCGAUCAGGUCGGAGCUGCUGGCGCUUCAACAGACCUGCUGCUGUCAGAGGAGGUCAGGAGGAGAGGAGGAGAGCAGGAAACGCCAGCAUGACCCUGUAGAGGACGAGGAGGAAAAAGGGAGACCAGCCAAGAGGAGAAUGGUUCUGGAGGAGGAGAUCUGGAGGCUCCAGGAAGAAAAUGACAAGAAGGAGGAGAUGAUCCGUCAGCUGAGAGAGAGGGAGGAGAGCUGGAAAACACUGGAGGAGGAGCUGAAAGAGAGGGAGGAGAGCCGGGGAGCACUGGAGGAGGAGCUGAAGAGGAGGGGGGAGGAGGUGGAGAAGCUAAAGAAGGAGCAGGUUUUGCUGCAGCAGAAGGUGCAGGCACUGACAGACCUGGACCAGUGUCCAAACUGCGAGCCUGUGUUUUUGUCUCUGGAGUCGGAGCAGAGGGAAACAUCCAGACUGAUGAAGGAGAACAAAUCUCUGGUUAACGGCAUCUUCCAGCUGCAGACAGAGAUAACCGACCUCCAGCAGCAGCUCAAAGACCAGACUGACAGGUCUGGUAACCUAUCAGAGCAGCUCAACACCAUGAAGUCCCGCCUCCAGGACCUGGAGGGCCAAUCAGAAGAGAAGAGCAAAACUGUCAAUAGUCUAACACAAGAAGUGGAGCGUCUCAGACAGGAUGUCAAGGAGGAGGAGGGCUGCAGCAGCAGUACUUUCCAUGCUGCCAUGGAGGAGCUGAGGAAGGAGAGUCAUGCAGCGCUGCAGAGAUCAGCUCAGAAAUCAAAACAGAUCCAGGAUCUGCAGAGAGAAAAACACCAGCUGGAGGAAGCUCUGACUCACAGUGAGAGCAAAUGUGUUCAGCUCAUGGAGGAGUUAGCCAAUCAGAAAGCAGAAUUCUCCCAUCAGCUGCAGAGCCUGAGGGCGGAGCUUGAGUUGGAGCAUGGAGCUCUGCGAGGGAGACUGGAGGAGAUGGCGAGAACAGAGGAGGAGCAGAGGCGAGAGGAGCAGAGAGAGAAACAAGAGCUGCAUGAUGUCCUGAUGGAGAAGGAGCGACUUCUACAAGAAAGUCACAAACAGGUGGAGGCUCUGAAACAAGAGCUGGAGCAUCUGAAGAAGGACCUGCAAAGAAGGAAGGAGGAGGAAGAGAAGGAGAACAGGGUGGAGGAGAAGAAGGUGUCAGUGGUGGAGGAGCUGAAGAAGGAACUCCAGAGAUUCCAGGAGAGGAGGGGGAGAGCACAGGAAGAGGAGGAGGGAGAGUUUGAGGCGGUGCGGAGAGAAGUGGAGAGACUCCAGAGGCUGAAGGAGGAGAGGGAAAACAGCACUCAGAGGUGUGGUGGACAUGUCCUUCAUCCAGAAGAGGAGGUGCACGGUUCUGUUCUGAGGUCCAACAUGGCCAACAGGAAGAGAAUCACCGGCCGGAAGAGUUUCAGCUGCGAGGUGGAGGACCUGGUGUUCAAUGAGAACAAGAGAAGUAAAGUGAGAAGAAACAAAAAACAGGACAAGAAAGACGGGACUCUUCAGAAGAUCGGAGAACUGAUCCACAGCUCGCCGUCCAUCCUCAGCACCAAAGCUAAAACCACCAUCGGACUGGUCAACGGACACUCGGUGGAGAAGGAGCCAGUUACCGUGGCAACCAAACCCCAAAGAGGACGGAGGAAGCUUUACAAGACGGAGGCUUCGUCUCCGAUGCUCAACUCUCCACACUUGAUUUCAGAAGCAGCACAGGACGAAAAGGAGAGCGAUCACCUCAUCAUUAAACGACAGCUGCGUUCUAAAACCUGCAGGAAGUGACAUUGUCAUCUUGUGACGACACUACACUGUAAGACGUGAUCUUUAGCUGGUUCUAGAGCUUCUCAGGACACCAGGACUAAAACCUCCCAAACUUCAUCUUCUGUGAAUCUGAAGAAGUGUUUUAUAUUUUUAUUAUUAUUAGUUUUUUAGGAUUUUAGCUUAGUUUGUGGUUUCAGGGCUUUUUUUUAUGUAAGGGAUCAAUAAAAUGAGAGAAUGAUGCAACAAUCUUUUUCUCUUAAUGAAAAAAUAAACUUGUAUCCCCUCCUUCAAUUGCCUGCUGCAGAAUGUGUCUACGGUGGCUGUAAAUGUCCAAACACACUGAUACACCAGCAACAUUUUGCAAAGAUAAACUAUUAAUUGACCAUGUCUUCAGUAGGAACCGAUGUGCUUGGAGCUGAGAGACCAACUGAGUCACUGUUGGUUCGAGUUUUCACUGUUGGUUCAAGUUUACUCAAAGAGAAAAACAGAAUUAUUUACUAGGUGAUGAUAUAAAACAGGACACAAACAUACUUACAGAAUCUUAGUUUUUCUGUAAAAGCUCUGGUUUCUAACGUAGAACAGCAGCUUGUUACUCAGGUGACAAACAGGUGGGUUUGUAUCUCACUGCCUCGCUGAUUUUGGCGUUUUGUGAUUCGGUUUGUAGAAACAACUCUUCAAACAGCAGCAUGACUUACUUUGACAUUGACAGAAAACUCAAACUAAAUAUUGUAAUGUAAGAGACAUUUCACUGAAACUGUACAAACACGUUUGUCUUGUCAUGGUCAGUUUUGUGUUGACUGUUUCCUGCCACCUGCAGAGAUCUUUAUUAAAAUCCAUCUGAGAUUUUUUAGUUUUUGUACCUGAGUG
Molecule: messenger RNA, 4958 nt
Organism: Monopterus albus (swamp eel)
Lineage: Eukaryota; Metazoa; Chordata; Actinopteri; Synbranchiformes; Synbranchidae
Product: kinesin-like protein KIF20A
Exons: 32
Coding region: 147-4112 (1321 amino acids)
Biological process (GO): mitotic spindle assembly; spindle elongation; microtubule-based movement
Cellular component (GO): spindle microtubule; nucleus; mitotic spindle
Molecular function (GO): ATP binding; plus-end-directed microtubule motor activity; microtubule binding
Source: RefSeq, a predicted model, not a curated record